Molecule: messenger RNA, 2069 nt
Organism: Mus musculus (house mouse)
Lineage: Eukaryota; Metazoa; Chordata; Mammalia; Rodentia; Muridae
Gene: Cd5
Product: CD5 antigen
Exons: 11
Coding region: 129-1613 (494 amino acids)
Biological process (GO): negative regulation of B cell receptor signaling pathway
Cellular component (GO): membrane; plasma membrane
Source: RefSeq, marked validated
CUGCCUGCUUCCCCUUUCCACCCCUGUUUAUGCCCCCUCCCUCCAAGACAGUAAGACACUGAGUCAGACACCUCUCCUGGCUGGCCAGCUGAGCUCACUGAGGCUGAGGCAGCAGAAGGCCAUUAUCCAUGGACUCCCACGAAGUGCUGCUGGCUGCCACAUACCUGCUGGGAACGCUGGCGGCUUUCUGCCUCGGACAGUCUGGAAGGGGUGGCCUAGAUAUCCAGGUGAUGCUAAGUGGCUCCAAUUCCAAGUGUCAGGGUCAAGUGGAGAUCCAGAUGGAAAACAAGUGGAAAACAGUGUGCAGUUCCAGUUGGAGGCUGAGCCAGGACCAUUCGAAAAAUGCCCAGCAGGCCUCUGCAGUGUGCAAACAGCUGAGAUGUGGUGACCCCUUGGCCCUUGGUCCUUUCCCUUCAUUGAACAGACCCCAGAACCAGGUCUUCUGCCAAGGAUCUCCGUGGUCUAUAUCCAACUGCAACAACACAAGUUCACAAGACCAGUGCCUUCCGCUGAGCCUGAUCUGCCUAGAGCCCCAGAGAACGACACCUCCACCCACAACCACCCCACCCACCACCGUGCCGGAGCCCACAGCUCCUCCCAGAUUGCAGCUGGUGCCAGGACACGAAGGCCUGAGGUGCACAGGUGUGGUGGAAUUCUACAAUGGCAGCUGGGGUGGCACCAUCCUCUACAAGGCCAAGGACAGGCCCCUGGGCCUGGGGAACCUCAUCUGUAAGUCUCUGCAGUGUGGCUCUUUCUUGACACAUCUGUCCGGGACAGAGGCAGCAGGGACACCAGCUCCUGCAGAGCUGAGGGACCCCAGGCCCUUGCCAAUUCGAUGGGAGGCCCCGAACGGGAGCUGUGUCUCACUACAGCAGUGCUUCCAGAAAACAACGGCCCAGGAGGGCGGCCAGGCGCUCACCGUCAUCUGCUCUGAUUUCCAGCCCAAGGUUCAGAGCCGCCUGGUCGGGGGCAGCAGUGUGUGUGAGGGCAUCGCUGAAGUGCGCCAGAGAUCACAGUGGGAGGCCCUGUGUGACAGUUCUGCAGCCAGGGGCCGGGGACGGUGGGAAGAGCUAUGUCGGGAGCAGCAGUGUGGCGACCUCAUCUCCUUCCACACGGUGGAUGCUGACAAAACCUCCCCCGGGUUCCUCUGUGCCCAGGAGAAGCUGUCUCAGUGUUACCAUCUCCAGAAAAAAAAACACUGCAACAAGAGGGUAUUCGUCACAUGCCAAGACCCAAACCCAGCGGGCCUGGCCCCAGGCACUGUGGCAAGCAUCAUCCUGACCCUUGUACUCCUGGUGGUGCUGCUGGCCAUGUGUGGUCCUCUGGUCUACAAGAAGCUGGUGAAGAAAUUUCGUCAGAAAAAGCAGCGUCAGUGGAUUGGCCCCACAGGAGUGAACCAGAACAUGUCUUUCCAUCGAAGCCACACAGCAACUGUGCGGUCCCAAGUUGAGAACCCAACAGCCUCUCAUGUGGACAAUGAAUACAGCCAGCCUCCCAGGAACUCUCACCUGUCUGCUUAUCCAGCUCUGGAAGGAGCCCUACACCGAUCUUCUACACAACCUGACAACUCCUCUGACAGUGACUAUGACCUGCAAGUGGCUCAGAGACUGUAAAAGCGCCAGUGUCUACGCUUGGACAUUUGUCCUUUGUACCUCACUUGAGGUCAUCAAUGAAGGCCAAGAGCAUCCCCUCCAUCCUGAGGAAGCCUUUACCACUUUGAGUGCUGCCCACUUCCACUUCAGCCAGAACCUGGACAGAAGCCAAGGUCCUCUGGACAAGAUCGCGGGCCCUGCAGUGGCAGGCCAGCUCCCAUAUCCCCUAUGGCCACGGCAGCCUGACUGCUUCCUGCAAGAGCCAACACUCAGCAGACAGAGCCUACGAGCAACCAAUCCUUGCAGAGACUCCAGUAUCCAGGAGUCCCAAUCCUCUAGGAGCCACUGUGACCAGUGGGGUUGGCUUUCUCCUUGGACUCUGACGCCAUUGAACAAAUGAGGAGGCGAUACACCCAAGUGGGGUACUUACAAGGACUUAUUUCUCAAGUGUAUUUUUAAUAUAUUCUUUGUAAAUAA